AAGAAUUAGAGAUGCCAUAUAAUUGUACCAAAUUAUCAGCGGAAGAAUAUGUAAACAUGGAUAAGAAAGUGCAAACAAUGGAUACACCAACUGAAGAGUCUAUUGUUAAAGAAGUUCUUAAAGAACAAGGUUUGAUUGAUAAUAAUGAUUCGGAUAGUGAGGAUGAAGCUGAGGAAGAAGUUAUAGAUGACUUGGUUACAUAUAAUGAGGGGAAAGAAGCAUUAGAA
Messenger RNA from Racocetra fulgida, 227 nucleotides. Lineage: Eukaryota; Fungi; Glomeromycota; Glomeromycetes; Diversisporales; Gigasporaceae. The record is from the annotation of a GenBank genome assembly.